AUGUUCUCCUUCACUUCCCCUGCACCGGGCACCUUUCAGAGCUCCUGGCAUCUUCAAACCUACCCACAGCUUUUUGAGCCCAUUGCAGAAUUAGCGAUGAACGGUUCAGCGACAAUCUCAGAUGUGCACUGGGAGCGGAGACAGGCUCUGCAAGCGCACAUGGUCAAGGAGCAG
Messenger RNA from Symbiodinium necroappetens, 174 nucleotides. The record is from the annotation of a GenBank genome assembly. NCBI's taxonomy places the organism in Eukaryota, Dinophyceae, Suessiales, Symbiodiniaceae.